This is a messenger RNA of Durotheca rogersii, 1423 nucleotides long. Its product is annotated as putative polyketide synthase protein. Bases 292 to 1143 code for a protein of 283 amino acids. NCBI's taxonomy places the organism in Eukaryota, Fungi, Ascomycota, Sordariomycetes, Xylariales, Xylariaceae. Gene Ontology annotation, biological process: methylation. The record is from RefSeq and is a predicted model, not a curated record. Gene Ontology annotation, molecular function: methyltransferase activity. The transcript has a single exon.
GAUGCAGUCGCUUAAGUAAUGCGACGCCAAUGCGCGAAUACGCCGUAUCCAUAUCCAUCGUCACCAUCAGUCGCCCCCGUCGUGACUCGAAGCGCAUGUAUAAAGGAACCAUCGGUAUUUGGGACUUCGCGACAUCAGUUUAGUCCCGCCACGCCCGUCUCAGCAGUUGAGAACCUGUACUUAAAUCCCAGGCAAAUCUGCUCACCUCUCAGCUCGAACCAGGCCCCAGCAAACCUGCCUUAAACAACCGCUAAAGCUACUUAUCACUAGCCUAUAUCUCACCGCGCCAAUAUGGAUUUCCCGGGUGGUUCAUACCAAGCGGGGGGGAAGAUCAAGAUCAACCUCACCGGCACGCAGGAGACGAUGCUAGCGCCCCUGAUAGCGAGGGCCAAGGAUGCGCAGAUGCCCGAGUCCGUACUGCACGACGUGUGGGCGGUUCAGACGCUGGCGCAGAUCGACCACGACUUUGAUAAGUUCCAGAUCGACGACAACAAAGCUUCGCUGCACACGCUUCGCGCGCGCCGGCUGGAUAUCUGGACCUCGCAGUUUCUCGCGAACAACCCCACGGCGACCGUCCUGCAUAUAGCUUGCGGCCUCGACAGCCGGUGUCUUCGCCUCAACCCAGACUUGACCCAGGUGCGCUGGAUCGACCUCGACCUGCCCGAAGUCGUGUCGUUGCGCAGCGCUCUCAUGCCGAGCCCGCUGGGGGAUUACAGCUUGAUCGGUGCCGAUGCCACCGACGACGCCUGGCUCGAGCAGAUCCCCACCGACCGGCCAACCGUCGUCAUCUGUCAGGGGCUGCUCAUGUACUUGGAGGAAGAGACCGGAAAGCGCCUCAUCCAGCGGCUCGCCAGUCACUUUCAGACGGGAGAGCUCAUCAUUGACUGCGUCGGCACGCUCCUCCUUUCCCUCCAGCACCAGAUCGAGACGCUCACAGCCACCGGAUCUUCCUUCAAAUGGGGCGUCGACGACCCCAAGACACUGGAGGGACUGCACCCGAGGCUGAGAAUGGUGGAGUGCCUCGGUCUAGCUGAACUGGAGGGAUUCGAGCGUAUGCCGCUCAACACCCGGCUGAUGCUGUCGACCUACUCGUACUUGCCGUGGUUCCGAUAUCUCAGCUCCUACGUACGGUACAAUUUCUAGAGCUAUGUACCCGGUUGGGCCGUUCAAAACUGCCCCAUUUCGCGCUUUUAUCAUUACCCCUCAACCAUAGAUUGGGAUGGCAUUGUCUUGCGGAUACAUCUUCAAGAGAUGGCUGUACAACGUUUCAGGCCUAGAGUCUAUUUUUUUCUUCUCUUUCUCGUUUUAGAGGUAUGGGUUUGAGACUUGAUAGAGACUGCUGGAUCAGUCAGGCUGGAAUGAUGUAUUGCUUUUAAAAGCUGGUGACUCUACUUACCGGAGAGCGUUGAAAUUCAUCUCUGCU